UUUAAAAAAGUACAUGAUCAUGUGAAGAGUGGAAAUCAUCUGUUUCCAAUACACAUCAUUUAAAAUUUACACAUUAGCUUUCACAAUUGAGUAACAACGUUAAAAUGCUUUUCAUGUAUUCUGUCAAAUGUCUUUUUUGUGUUGCCAUUCCCAGGUCUGCAUUUUUCAGAAAAAAGAAUGAGAAAUCAAAGCCCUGAAUCCAACAUUAGCCUCGUGUGCACCUUUGCUUCUCCUCUAUGUUCACGAGUGACCAAGAGCUUCAUUAUGGAAGGGACAAUGCAGCAUCCUCGUUCUCCUUAUCCGUGGUUUCUUUAUUGGAAUGACUCAGAGGAUCCUAACACAAUAUGGAGGCUUCCAGAGCUUUCGGCAGCAACGCUAUGGAGUCACCAACGUGGUUGGUACCACACAAAAACUGAAAAUGCUACCAAACUAUUUCUUUUGAAUCUAUCUAAUUUCGCACUGAUUGAGCUCCCUCUCCUUGAACACAAGAAAAUUAUCAUUCGUGAUUGCAUUUUGAUAUCAUCUCCAACUGCAACUGAACAAGUUGGUUCUAUAUUUUUAUUCUCUGAUUCACCUCCAACUUCAAUAUUCUACUGGUAUCUUGGGGAUGAGCAAUGGACUCAAGUGGACUAUAAAGAGCAACUAACCGAGGUUGAAGGAUUUGAGGUAGACAAUAUCGAACUUCACAGCCCAUUUUACUACAAUGGUUGCUUAUAUGCGGAGUCAGUUUUUAAGCCUCUUCUAGUAGAAAUCAAGAAACUUGAACCCAGCGGUCUCAAAAUAAACUCCUCUGAUAUUUUCUUCCCAAAAUUUCCAAGAACUAUCAUUGGCCAAAUAUCCCGGAUGUUGGAAUCAAACAAAGAGCUCUUUCGAAUUGAAAUUUUGCAUUCACAUGACAAGGUUAUUGCCGUUGAUGUUCACAAAUUAGAUUUUCCUAGAAGGGUGUGGCUUAAGGUGGAAAGCAUUAAAGAAAGAGCGUUUUUUAUAUCCGAGAGUUGCUCAUCAUUUGUUUGUGAAGCAAUCAAUCCUGAAAUUGAAGGUGGAUGUGUAUAUGUCUCUUUUGAAAUACACAAUUUUGUCUAUAUUUACAACAUUGAAGACAAAAGCCUAAUGGUGUCUCGACCUUUCUUAAAUUUACCAGAAGAGGAGUCUCAGUCAUCCUCUCCCCCAUCAUGGUUGUUGUCAAAUUUGAGGAUGACUCGAACAAGUGAAAAAGAAAGUGGUGAUAAAAUUCAUUCAAAGAAGACAGAGUGCACAAUCACUUAUGAGGAAUUUGGACUUCCUCAAGACAUGGUUGAAGCGAUUGCAAAAUGGAUUAAGAUUGGAAUUGAUUAUUUACAUGUUCGUGCUACUAAUAGAUUGUUCCAUUCAUCAAUCCCGCCAAUGCAAUGGAGAUCAUCAUCUGCCAUAUCAAUGUCAAGGUUUGAUCAUCUUUCAAUGUCUCCAUUAUUUGUCUACUUUGAGAAAGACAAUGUCUUAACUUUUGUGCAUCCAAAGAAUGGGCUCAAGUACAAGUACAACAAAAAUUUGACAAUGGACCUCCAACCAUAUUGUGAAAUUUGCUAUUCAAAAGCUGGUUGGCUACUAAUUGCAGUAAACAAGCGUUAUUCAUUUUUCUUUAAUCCCUUUGCAAAAGAACAAGAGAUACGGCCACUUCCAUAUGCAUCAGUUGGUUACUUCUUGAAUACUCGGUGUAUGGCCUUUUCUCAUCCACCAACCUCUUCUGAAUGUGCGAUUGUUGCACUUGAAUGGAUGCCACCAUUUGAAAAUGACCAAUUGACGGUAAAUAUCACUUACCCCGGGAAAGACGAAUGGAGCGACUCCACUUUUGGUGUCUUUGGAUUUCCACUCUACAACAAUAGCCCUGUUUUUCAUAACAGGGCUUUUUAUUAUUUUAAUGAAAAAGGAAAGAUGGGAGUCUUAAAAGGAGGAGGAGCAGAAGGGGUAGGUGAAGGGGAAUGGGAAGAAGUAAGUUUGGAUGAACUUGAUAAGCCUGAUGCUCCAUUCACCAACUACUACAACAAUUUCCUAGUAGAAUGCAAUGGCAAUCUCUUAUCAGUAUUUGAGGGUCAUUUUGGAAAGUAUGUUCGAGUUUUCAAGUUGAAUGAAUCUGAAAUGACAUGGAUCGAAGUUGAAAAUCUGGAAAAUCACAUGUUUUUUGUUGGUCAUACAUCAUUUUCUGCAGUGGCACAUGUUCCAGGAAUGGAAAACAAAAUAUAUUUUCCUAGAUUUUAUGGUGGAAACAUCGUGUUUUAUUCAUUAGACACAAACAACUACCAUACAUUUGAAAGCAAUGAAGUUGUGGAUUUUCACUGUAUGGAAGAGAAAGUCAAUUGCAGUUGGAUUGAGCCAAGAUGAAGUUGAGUUGAAAUUGUAGUUAGGUAUGAUAACUUGUUUAGCAUUAAAAGACUUUCUUAUCUUAUAUUUCAUUAAAGGAUGUUAGAUUGGAUUGUGUUAGAUUGGAUUGUGUUUAUUUUGGUUGUCCUUAAUUUGUAAGAUGUUUUAUGCAAUUGAGAAAGAUUGUUUCUCAAUGCCAUUCAUUUUAAAAGGCUUAUCCCUUUUAAUGUGAG
Lotus japonicus is the source of this 2570-nucleotide messenger RNA. RefSeq lists its product as uncharacterized. The transcript is spliced from 3 exons. Bases 178 to 2358 code for a protein of 726 amino acids. NCBI's taxonomy places the organism in Eukaryota, Viridiplantae, Streptophyta, Magnoliopsida, Fabales, Fabaceae. The record is from RefSeq and is a predicted model, not a curated record.